AGGGACACGCCCUUAACUUUGGAGACUGUGCAGUAGGUGCACGUGCUUACCCUCAGCUGGUUACCAGUUUCUGAGUGGGGAGAGAAAACGAGAGCGAUUUAGGGUGGGAACUAUCAGUGGUCUCUCUCUUCGCCUUUUCCAUCUUUGGCGCAUCCUCCGUCGAGCCCAGCCUGUUGUAUUUACCUCCCUGUGGUAGAGAGACUGGGGAAUCCACCUGGCGGAGAGCAGACACACCUCGGGAUGGAUGCCCUGAAAUCCGCCGGCAGAGCGAUUAUCAAGAGCCCCGGAGUUCCGCGGCACACAUGGGGAACUUCAAAGCACGAAAAGCUACCAGAGAACUGGACGGACACCAAGGAGACUCUGCUGGAGGGGAUGGUGUUCAAUGUAAAGUACCUGGGUAUGACUCUGGUGGGCCAGCCCAAAGGAGAGGACAUGGCGUCAGCUGCCAUUCGCAGAAUUGUUGCCACGGCCAGAGCCAGUGCUAAGAAGUUUCGUAAAGUAACAUUGACGGUCUCACCAAAAGGCAUCAUCAUGACAGACACAGAGACUACAGACCUCAUAGAAAAUGUCUCCAUAUACAGAAUCUCGUACUGCACAGCAGAUAAAACUCAGGAUAAGGUCUUUGCAUAUGUCUCUCAGAGUCAGUUCAAUGAGACCCUGGAGUGCCAUGCAUUUCUCUGCCAAAAGAAGAAGAUUGCUCAGGCUGUGACAUUGACGGUAGCCCAGGCCUUUAAAGUAGCCCUCGAUCUUUGGGAGAUUGCUCAGGAAGACAAAAGCAAGAAGGCCAGGACCUGCUGUUCUUGUGCAGCAAGCAAAGGGCAGGCAGAGACAACUGACACUCAGUGUCUUCCCCCAGAUCUCCCAGAGGCACACAAGCCUGUUGGGAUGGAGCCAAGUCUCCGGAGGCCCUUCUUCUCUGCAUCACUCAGCUCGCCCUCGCCUCGCAGUAACCCUACUCGAAGGCGACCAAUCAAACACGACUCUUGGGACGUGGAGGAUGGAAUCGAUGAUGCGUUCUCAAGACUGGCCGAGCCCUGCUCCAAACCCGUCUCUGACAAUGCAGCUCUGAGUGUCCGGGAGGUCUCCAUCGAGAAUCUGUUGUGCAACAAUGAGUUUGAAUAACACACGCAGGCAAUAGCUUCCCAACUUACAGAACCACCGAAAUUUGAUGGAAAUCAUACCCCUCAGGCCCCAAGAACAACACCAAACAUUACUUGAACAGAUAGCAAAACAUAUCAUGCUUCCCGGUGCACAACCUGAAUCAGAGUGACUCUGUUUGAUUUUCGGUGACUGCUGCAGAGAAGACAGAAUGGAUACCCUGAUAUUAUAAACUGCUGUUUCUGUGAAUGCCUGCCAGUCAACACACUCCAUUCAGUCCUUCAGUCAUCUCCUGCCAUAUUCAAACUCUCACAAACUGCUAGAUGAAAGACGAUGUGCAACACAGCAUUGAGAGACCAGCAAGAAGUUCCCACAGAGUCUCCUUCUUAUAAAUAAUACUUAAUACUCACACGUGGAUUCCACUUGUAAAUUCUGAUAAAGAUUUUCUCAGCAUCAACAAGUCCAGGGAUGUGUGUACAUAAAAGGCUGUCCUCUCUUUCUGAAAGCUCUCUGAGCUUGUUGUUUGCUUGAGGGAGUAACAGCUGCCAGUCUCAGCAGUCACUGGAAGAAGUCCAGUGUUAGAGGUACAAAUCUUUAGUCAUGAUGUUUGAUAAAUUAUGCGUUCAGCAUUCGGUUUGUUGUGCUGAUUCAACCGGUUCUUUGAAGAAUGAAACCGCAUGCAUGUACCCAUGUAUCAUCUUUUUUAUUGAUUGCAACAUAAAUGUGUCAUUAAAAAAA
This is a messenger RNA of Sander lucioperca (pikeperch), 1836 nucleotides long. RefSeq names its product low density lipoprotein receptor adapter protein 1. NCBI's taxonomy places the organism in Eukaryota, Metazoa, Chordata, Actinopteri, Perciformes, Percidae. The record is from RefSeq and is a predicted model, not a curated record.